UUUAUUAUUUCUUUUAUUUUUUUCGCUUAUUAAUAAUUAUCUAAUUUUCAUUGAUUCUACCACGUGUAAUACACAUGUUUCUAUACUAAUAAAGAAAAUCUUUUUUUGACACGUGUCAAUCUCAGAUGCCUCCUUAUCCAGGUGAAGGGCGAAUACGGGUGGUGAGGUUUAUUGAUUAUUCCACUGUGGUGCCUUCGGACGGGUGGAGGUCGGGUUUUCGCGCAUCUGGGAGAGCCAGGGUUUGGUGGCGGUCAAGUAGUCAACCUUGAUCACAGCGUUCGGUGUCACGGUGGUUAACACGUCGUUCCUUACCGUUCAAAAAAAGUAGUGUCUAGCAAAUGAAACAAUAAAAGAGAGAGGGGAAUGGAUUAUGGGUUAGGCUAUGUGUUCUGUUUUUAUAUUUUUUUCACCUUACGUCAUUAUUACGUAGACAUGAGCUUUCACUCAUUUUUUUCAGUACACCCUAUUUUGGAUUCAUUCUCUUUUCACUAACAACUAAUAAUUAAAUUUUAUAAAUUAAAAAGUUAAAAAAAAAGAACAUGAAUGAGGUGUAAACAUUUGAUUGGGUGAUAGGGACAUUGGCCACUAACGCCGAUUAAUUCCCUCUCGAGAGCACCAAUGGGGUGGAGGUCCAUUGUUAAAGAUAAAACCUUUAAACACCUUGGGAGGGGAGGUCUUGGGUUCAAGUCCCACAGACAACAGGAGUAAGAAAUUUGUCAUUCAAAAAAAAAAAAUUCCCUCUCGAGAGCAAAACUACCUUUGCUUUGUGCAUUAGCCCACUAACACCAAUUCACUUUCACACCCAAAAAAUAGGAGUGGCGUGGUGCAAAGGACUUGAAACUUGUGCAUUAGCCCACUAACACCGAUUCACUUUCACACUCAAAAAAUAGGAGUGGCGUGGUGCAAAGAACUUGAAACAAGGUUAAAAUCUAAGGUAAUACAAGGGUGUGGUUUCAUUUCACACCCAAAAAAGUAGGGGUGGCGACAUGAAACAAGGAUAAAAUCUUAGGUGAUAUGAGGGUGUGGUUUCAUCCCAUUUACUUUAGAUGAGAGAAAGUGUGUAAAAAUGUAAAAUAGAGGUGUAAUUUUCACUAGUAUUUAUAAAACUAAAAGGUUGUAUGUCACUACCAUCUAACAGUGGUUAAUAACUAAACUACACAAUAACCAGGUGCAGUAAAUUAACAAAAUUUUAAAUAAAAGAAAAAAAUAGAAAAGAUUUGAUUGGUUAAAGAAGGUAGUGGUGCCAAAUACUUGAGCUCCUUCCCAAUUAACGUGCUAACGCCCAAAGGGGUUUCUAGUCAUUGACACCCCUCAAUAACCAGAGGAGGCUGUGUGUUUAACACCCCUCUUACUGAUUUGGCACGAAAACAUUAACGCAUUACAUAUAACCAUAGUUGUUAAUCAGUAUUAUUAACUAGUGUAUCAUUUUUAGUAUUAUAAGUUUUAUAUAUAUAUAUAUAUAUAUAUAUAUUAGUUAAUAGCACCUGCUACAUCAGCUUCUUUUAUUCACAUCAUGUCUCCAUGUCAGCAGGUUUUGACAUGUCACUAGGAGUCUAGGAAGUUUACUUGUAACAUAUUUAAGGUAUACAAACUUUCUUAGUCAAAUUUAUCAUAUAUUUUUGUCCUUUUCCUUCGACGGGUUCGUGAAACAGUUGCAUCGGAGCCGGAUAUCCUUCUUUUCCAUCGACAGGUUCACGAGACCGUCUCCAAUGCGUCUGUUACAGGGUCAUCAGACAGAGACGGGCAAGGGUGAGGGACCAGAAACUUGCUACCGGUUCCCGAUCUGGCUCUUUCUCCGGUGUUGUGGUCUCUUAGCAGAGAAAACUGGAAGGAAGACCAACAUCCACAUGGAAAGCCUGAAUGCCUGGAAGUGGAAGGACGCGUGUCUAUGGAGUGCAUGUGGCACACACACAAUAAACUGUUCAUAAUGUUCAUUUUUUAAUAGAUUGAUAAUGAUAAUGAUAAUGAUAAUGAUAAUUAUCUAAUAUUUUCUAGUGAUAACAAUUAAUCUCUAUAUUAUUUUAUGUUUUAUCAAAAACGGACCUUUAUAUAAAUAUAACGUGUCCGGUUUCACCUUUAAAUAAAAGCUAAACUUAUAGUUGCGAGUUUAAGCUUUCAAUCGAAAUAUAACCUCCUUUUCCGCUUUAAAUAAGUGUAAACUAUCUUUAAAAAUCAUACCUAAAAAAUUGUUAACAUUUUUGAUAUGUUUAAUAAAAAAAAUGUAUUAUAGUUUAUUAGUGAUAUAAUUAUUUAAUAUGCGUGGCCAUUAUCAUUGAUUCAUAUCUCUGGUGGACCAUAAACUUGAUACUAGAAUCUUGCAAGCCAGUCACAAUCGCGUAAAAGAUUGUAUCAAGAUAAGCAUUUGAUCACCAAUCUAACCCAAAAUCAUAUUAUAAAUCAACUUCUAACCCAGCCCAGCCCACAUUCAUAACUCAUACCCUCCUACAACCACAUCUUCUAACCAAACACACAACAAUGGCAGCUUCCACAAUGGUUCUAUCCUCAUCUUUCAUCGGUCAAGCGGUGAAAACCGCACCAUCCGGUUCUGAAAUAACCGGAAAUGGUCAGGUUUCCAUGAGGAAAACAGCAGGAGGUCACCGAAAGGUUGCACCAUCAGGGAAACAAUGGUACGGUCCUGACCGUGUUAAGUUCCUUGGCCCAUUCUCUGGUGAGGCCCCAUCAUACCUCACCGGAGAAUUCCCGGGUGACUACGGUUGGGACACUGCUGGGCUCUCUGCUGACCCAGAGACCUUCGCUAAGAACCGUGAGCUCGAGGUCAUCCAUUGCAGAUGGGCCAUGCUUGGAGCCCUCGGGUGCGUGUUCCCCGAGCUCUUGGCCCGUAACGGAGUUAAAUUCGGUGAGGCUGUAUGGUUCAAGGCUGGAGCCCAGAUCUUUAGUGAGGGUGGUCUUGACUACUUGGGGAACCCAGGUUUGGUCCAUGCACAAAGCAUUCUAGCUAUCUGGGCUACCCAAGUUAUCUUGAUGGGUGCGGUUGAGGGUUACAGAAUUGGAGGUGGCCCAUUAGGUGAGGUGGUUGACCCACUUUACCCUGGUGGCCACUUUGACCCAUUGGGCCUGGCUAAUGACCCAGAGGAUUUUGCUCAUUUGAAGGUGAAGGAGAUUAAGAAUGGUAGACUAGCCAUGUUUUCCAUGUUUGGGUUCUUUGUUCAAGCCAUUGUGACCGGAAAGGGACCACUUGAGAACUUGGCUGACCACCUUGCUGACCCUAUGGCAAACAAUGCAUGGUCAUAUGCUACAAACUUUGUACCUGGAAAGUGCCCAACCCACAUUCAUAACUCAUACCCUCCUACAACCAAACCCACAACAAUGGCAGCUUCCACAAUGGCUCUAUCCUCUUCUUUCGUCGGUCAAGCGGUGAAAACCGCACCAUCCGGUUCCGAAAUAACUGGAAACGGUCGGGUUUCCAUGAGGAAAACCACAGCACCCAAGAAGGUUACACCAUCAGGGAGCCCAUGGUACGGUCCCGACCGUGUUAAGUACCUCGGCCCAUUCUCCGGUGAAGCCCCAUCGUACCUCACCGGAGAAUUCCCCGGUGACUACGGUUGGGACACCGCUGGGCUCUCCGCCGACCCAGAGACCUUCGCUAAGAACCGUGAGCUCGAGGUCAUCCACUGCAGAUGGGCCAUGCUUGGAGCCCUCGGGUGCGUGUUCCCCGAGCUCUUGGCCCGUAACGGGGUCAAAUUCGGUGAGGCCGUAUGGUUCAAAGCUGGAGCCCAAAUCUUUAGUGAGGGUGGUCUUGACUACUUGGGUAACCCAAGUUUGAUCCAUGCACAAAGCAUUCUAGCCAUCUGGGCUACCCAAGUUAUUUUGAUGGGUGCGGUUGAGGGUUACAGAAUUGCUGGUGGCCCAUUAGGUGAGGUGGUUGACCCACUUUACCCAGGUGGCAGCUUUGACCCAUUGGGCUUGGCUGAUGACCCAGAGGCUUUUGCUGAAUUGAAGGUGAAGGAGAUUAAGAACGGUAGACUAGCCAUGUUUUCCAUGUUCGGGUUCUUUGUUCAAGCCAUUGUGACCGGAAAGGGACCGUUGGAGAACUUGGCUGACCACCUUGCUGACCCCGUUGCAAACAACGCGUGGUCAUACGCUACAAACUUUGUUCCCGGAAAGUGAGCUUGAAUUGAGUGUGUGAUUUGAAAUUUGAUUGAUGUCAAAAUGUUUGUGAAUUAUUAAUUAGUAAUAUAUGGUUUAAUUUUGGGCA
Molecule: messenger RNA, 4216 nt
Organism: Helianthus annuus (common sunflower)
Lineage: Eukaryota; Viridiplantae; Streptophyta; Magnoliopsida; Asterales; Asteraceae
Product: light-harvesting complex I LH35 proteins
Exons: 2
Coding region: 2476-4128 (550 amino acids)
Biological process (GO): photosynthesis, light harvesting in photosystem I; response to light stimulus
Cellular component (GO): chloroplast envelope; chloroplast thylakoid membrane; plastoglobule
Source: RefSeq, a predicted model, not a curated record